UAAACAAUUUUACUAAAUAAGAAUAGUGAAAAUUUAAAUUAUUUGAGAAAUGCAUGCAUUAUUUGAGAAAAUUAAAAAAAUUAAAAUUUGGCAAAUACUCUUCAACUUAGAGGAUAAUUAAAUGAAACUCUAAACAUUAUUUGAGAAAUGCAUGCAAAGUGGAGUAUAUAAGUAAAUAAUUUUUGUGCUAAACAAAACUACAAGUAUUUAAUUUAAUUAUUAUUUCGAGAGGAAGCAAAAGAAAAAAUGAAGGAAAAGCUGAUGAAGUGUAACAAACACUACCGUUCCUUUUUGAGUCAUAAAUUGGCUCCCCCCAUUAUACAAACUAAACGCCUCGCCGCCGUGACCGCGGCGGCCCUCCUCCUACUCCUCUACAUCAUCGCCACCAAAGACGCCGCCUGGCCGCCGCUUGCGAACAUGAAGAGCACUGACGGAGAUGAUGUCGUUUACGAAUUCCCGCUAGACUGCGACGCAUGGAACAAGACAAACACGUGCCCGAGGAACUACCCGACGUCAUCGCCGCCGGAAAACCUUAGUCCCGCCGGCGGCGUGCCGGGGAUGUGCCCGGAGUACUUCCGGUGGAUCCACGAGGACCUGAAGCCGUGGAAGGAGACGGGGAUCACGAGGCCGAUGGUGGAGAAAGCUCGCCGGAGCGCGCACUUCCGUCUGGUGGUUUCCGGCGGCCGGAUGUAUGUGGAGGAGUACCGGAAAAGUAUUCAGAGCAGAGCUUUGUUCAGCAUGUGGGGGAUGGUCCAGUUGCUCCGAUGGUACCCGGGGAAGUUGCCGGACUUGGAGCUCAUGUUUGACUGCGAUGACCGGCCGGUUGUUCGGGCAAAAGAUUACCGGAAUCCCAGCUCCGGCCCGCCGCCGGUUUUCCGGUACUGUUCCGACGAACGGAGCUUGGACAUUGUGUUCCCGGACUGGUCAUUUUGGGGCUGGGCUGAGACAAAUAUAAAGCCGUGGAGAAGCGUGACGAAGGACAUAAAAGAAGGGAACAAGAGAAGGAAAUGGAAGGACAGGGUGCCCUUAGCCUAUUGGAAGGGCAACCCCAAGGUGACACCCUCUAGGGCUGACCUUAUCAAAUGUAAUCUCACUCGACGCCAUAAUUUCAACACUCUUCUCUACGUUCAGGACUGGAAAAAAGAAGCAAGAAGAGGAUACAAACAAUCAAGUCUUGGAGACCAGUGCACUCACAGAUACAAGAUAUACAUAGAGGGAUGGGCAUGGUCGGUGAGCGAGAAAUACAUAAUGGCAUGCGACUCACCAACGUUGUACGUCGCGUCUCGCUUCCACGAUUUCUUCGUCCGGGGAAUGGUCCCUCUGCAUCACUACUGGCCAAUUAACAAAACUAGCAAGUGCAAGUCUCUCCAAUUUGCAGUUCAUUGGGGCAACAAUAAUAAUCACACUUCCCAAGUAAGUUAUAAUAUGACAUUAAUCCAUUUGAGGAUCCUGCGGAGCUUCGUUUAUUCUAAAAGGGUGAGGGUUUGUGAAGGGAAUUAGGAACGAAUUCAAGAUCAAACGAAGCACUGUAAGGGCAUCAAAUGAUCAAUGUCAAAAGAAUGAGCUCAUUCUAAUAUUUAUCGAGAUAAAUGUAAAUAUAAGUGGCCAAAAUAUUACAUUAAUUCCUAAUUCGUGAAAAAAGCGGUAAAGCAUUU
This is a messenger RNA of Cuscuta campestris, 1655 nucleotides long. Lineage: Eukaryota; Viridiplantae; Streptophyta; Magnoliopsida; Solanales; Convolvulaceae. The record is from the annotation of a GenBank genome assembly.